AUGAAAGAGAGUGAACCUAAGGAGAGCGAAGUUGUUGCACAAGAAGAACGAGUGCAACCAAUGGUGAAACCACCUUCUCCAUUCCCUCAAAAGUUCAAGAAACAGAAGGAGGAGGAAUGUUUUGGUAAAUUUCUCUCUCUUUUAAAACAAGUUCACAUUAACUUGCCAUUGGUAGAUGUUUUGCAGGGUAUACCUAGCUCUGAAAUCCAAAAUAAGUUGCCCACUAAACUAAAAUAUACGGGUAGCUUUACAGUUCAGAUCACUAUAGGGCAGAGCAUUCAUGCGCUAGGAUUGUGUGAUCUAGGAACUAGUAUUAAUUUAAUGCCAACUUUGUUAUACAAAAAUCUGGGGUUGGGUAGUCCUAAACCUACUACCAUCAUCUUACAGUUGGCUGACAGAUUUGUUGCUAGGCCUGAGGGUGUUGUAGAGGAUAUUUUAGUGCAAGUGAGAUCGUUGAUAUUCCUAGUAGACUUUGUUGUGUUGAAUUUUGAGCCAGGUCCUGAGGUCCCAUUCAUCUUAGGAAGACCUUUCUUGUCUACUAGGCGGGCUAUGAUAGAUGUAGCUGAUGGGCAACUCACUAUGCGGGCCCAUGAUAAAGUGGAGGUGUUCGACGUGUACAAGGCAUUAAAGUUGCCAGUUGUUUAUGAGGAGUUGUCUGCCAUAAUUAUGAUAGAUCUUAAGGCAGAGGCUCGAUACAUUGCAUAUAAGGACCUUUUAGAGCAAGUGUUAGUAGGAGAUGAUAUCUAUGGGGAUGCUGAGGCACAUGAAAUGGUGCAAUAUCUUGAUGUGGCACUUGUAGGUACAUGA
Solanum verrucosum is the source of this 807-nucleotide messenger RNA. RefSeq lists its product as uncharacterized. The coding region runs from base 1 to 807 and encodes 268 amino acids. The transcript is spliced from 2 exons. Lineage: Eukaryota; Viridiplantae; Streptophyta; Magnoliopsida; Solanales; Solanaceae. The record is from RefSeq and is a predicted model, not a curated record.